AUGUCAUCAGCUCCUACUCCUCCCCCAGUACCUGAAGGCUGGGUUGCCCAAUGGGAUGAAGAAUACAAGAGAUUCUUCUUCGUUAACAAGGAAACUGGUGAAUCUCAGUGGACUCAUCCUGAAGAACAACAGGGCCAAAAUGCUCAAGUUACUCAAACACAGGUUGUGGAAACUCAGCGUAAAGACGAAGACGGUAAUGUAACCCAAACUACCGAGGUGACUCAAGCUGAAGGUGCUAAUGGAGAUAGAAGCCUUACCAGUACCUUAAUCAGUGCGGCAAUGCACAGUGGAAGUGGGGGCAACAGUUAUGGUAAGCAAUCUUCUGGGGCCUCUGGAAUUAUUGGAUCUUUGGUCUCUGCUGCUAUGGGAAGCGGAAAGAACAGCAGCAGCAGCUACGGAAAUAACAACUAUGGUAACAAUAAUUAUGGUAACAACAACUACGGUAACAACGGCGGCUAUAAUGCGCCAAACCACCCUCCAAGCAGUGGUGGUGGUUUGUUUGGCAACUACAGUCCACUGGGUGGAAAUGGUGGUGGCUACAACAAUAACUACGGUGGUGGCCAGCAUUCAAACUCUUCUGGAGGGCUUGGUGCCAUCGGUGGUCUUAUUUCGAGCCAGUUCAGUGGUAAUCACGGGGGCCAAGGCAACAACCACGGAAACAACCAUGGAAGUAGUGGUGGUGCAGGCUUCCUUGAAAAUAUGAUCCUGGGCGAAUUUAACAAGCAUGGUGGAAAUCAUGGUAAUAGUGGAAAUUAUGGGAAUAACGGCAACUAUGGCAAUUAUGGCAAUAAUGACAACUAUGGUGGUAAUCAUGGCAAUCAUGGUAACCACGGAAAUCAUGGUAAUCAUGGACGUUAUUAA
Molecule: messenger RNA, 861 nt
Organism: Dujonia railenensis
Lineage: Eukaryota; Fungi; Ascomycota; Pichiomycetes; Serinales; Debaryomycetaceae
Source: the annotation of a GenBank genome assembly